Solanum lycopersicum (tomato) is the source of this 871-nucleotide messenger RNA. It is a transcript of the gene CBF1, whose product is annotated as C-repeat-binding factor-1. Gene Ontology annotation, biological process: regulation of DNA-templated transcription. Gene Ontology annotation, molecular function: DNA-binding transcription factor activity; DNA binding. The record is from RefSeq and is marked validated. Lineage: Eukaryota; Viridiplantae; Streptophyta; Magnoliopsida; Solanales; Solanaceae.
CUAUUUUUAGCUCUCAACAACAAUGAAUAUCUUUGAAACCUAUUAUUCAGACUCGUUAAUUUUAACCGAAUCAUCUUCUUCUUCAUCGUCAUCGUCGUUUUCUGAAGAGGAAGUUAUUUUAGCUUCGAAUAACCCGAAAAAGCCAGCUGGCAGGAAGAAGUUUCGAGAAACACGGCAUCCGAUAUACAGGGGAAUCAGGAAGAGGAAUUCAGGAAAAUGGGUUUGUGAAGUCAGAGAACCAAAUAAGAAGACAAGGAUUUGGCUUGGUACUUUUCCUACGGCUGAAAUGGCGGCUAGAGCUCAUGACGUGGCGGCUUUAGCAUUAAGAGGCCGUUCUGCUUGUUUGAAUUUCUCUGAUUCUGCUUGGAGGCUGCCUAUCCCUGCUUCCUCCAACUCUAAAGAUAUUCAAAAGGCGGCCGCUCAGGCCGUCGAAAUCUUCCGAUCGGAAGAAGUUUCAGGAGAAUCUCCUGAAACGUCAGAAAAUGUGCAAGAGAGUAGUGACUUCGUGGAUGAGGAGGCGAUCUUUUUCAUGCCAGGAUUACUUGCAAAUAUGGCAGAAGGACUUAUGCUACCUCCACCUCAAUGUGCAGAAAUGGGAGAUCAUUGUGUGGAAACUGAUGCCUACAUGAUAACUUUAUGGAAUUAUUCUAUCUAAAAUAGUAGUACAAUUUAUCAAAUUACUAGGAUUUAGAAGAUUUUGUUAGUUUUUGGUAUUCAGUAUUUAGAUACUAAGAAUGUAUAUUAUUAGUAUUUUUAUUUUGGCCAAAUACAUGAACAUGAACAGAAACUUGUUGGGUUUUUUUACUCAGGUACCUCAACUACAUCAUUUUUCUAUUGAUUAUUGAACUACACAUAAUUUGUUUCUUUAAAA